This is a messenger RNA of Dermacentor silvarum, 11270 nucleotides long. RefSeq lists its product as uncharacterized. The coding region runs from base 1431 to 2192 and encodes 253 amino acids. Gene Ontology annotation, molecular function: protein binding. The record is from RefSeq and is a predicted model, not a curated record. Gene Ontology annotation, cellular component: plasma membrane. The transcript has a single exon. Lineage: Eukaryota; Metazoa; Arthropoda; Arachnida; Ixodida; Ixodidae.
UCGUAACUAUAUAUACUCGGCGAUAACCUAAAAAAUUCAUUACAAGCUCUGCUCGCAAAACCGCGCUGCAUCUAGACUUGCCAACUCACUAGUGGACGAAGUCGGGGCGCGGGAGGGGGUUGGAGUUGUCGCGAUAUAUAACAAGAAAGGUGCAGUGCAGCUGUCCAUCUAUAAUGGCUAUACCAAUAAAUAUAGAAGUACUGCGACCGGUUACUGCCUACAAUAGAACUAGCACCACGACAAAAAACGAAACCGCCUUUGAGUUAAUGACACUAGAACCGAAGAAGAAAGAGAAGGGUGGAACCAACCUGCAAGGCUUUGUGAAGAGGGGGUAUGGCUUAUUGAUUGUUGUUCGGUAUAUAGAAAAAAGGAAAUGUCGGGACAUUUGGCCGUCCCGACUGGUUUAGGUCGGGGUUCGGGACUUUUACUCGUAUGUCGGGACUGUCCCGCGAAAUUCGGGACGGUUGGAUGACCUAACUGCACCUGCCCUUAUAGUGCUUCCACGCUAGAAAACAGUUAUCGAGAGACGUGACGUCACCGAAACGAGUCAACGUAAUUGGCUGGUGCAUAUGUACAAACUCACGGUGUGGAAUAGCAGUACAUUUGCCACUGCAUUCGUAUAGAUUGUCAACUAUGUGUCAACUUUACGCCUAUAACUUUGUUCUUUCCAUCGAUCCUUACGGGCCCAUUUUUAGCCUCUUCUCAAGUUCCUCUGCCAUCUCUUAAGUUUCCGUAGGUUAGUACCGAUAGGAUAGCACUGAUUGUACACUUUUUUUAAGGAUAUCAGGAAGAUGCAGGUCACGACUUGCGAGUGGCUGCCGUAUGCGCUCGAGCCCUCCCCCCCCCCCCCCCCUUUUUUUUUCUUUUUCUUUUUGUCGGAAUGCCGUCCAAUGCACUGCAAAUACGACACGAAAGCCAAGUGAUACAUGCGCCCGUUGCCUUUGAUGCAGCCCUUUUUCUCAUACAUUUUUCUACCCACUCGUCACUCUCUCCCAGUCACAUGCUCCGAGUACGGGGUGUCCAAACGGACAUUGAAUCCGUUCAACUUCCUUGAUCCUUUCGAGUCCUGUCUGUCUCCUGGCAGACGUGUCUUACCCGCUAUCCCACAAACGCUGACGUUGCCCUGUUAUCACACUGGGACGGCUUGCUCGUGCGGAGCUGUCGCAACCAAUCACCGCGAUCCACGCCAGCAGUGGGACCUUGUGCCUGCUAUCAUCUUCGUCGACGUCUCAAGUACUUCGCAUCUGCUCGUUAACUUCGGGCGACGUUUGUCGUAGCGUCUGCUUCUCGAGUGGUCUUCUCUUGCGAACGAAGGGCGCGUGCCCGAUUGUCCAGCGCGCCCGACCUGCAAAACGCGUGCCCUUCCACAGUUCAAGUCACGCGCUAACCGACUGCGUUCUCUCGUGCGAAUUGGAAGUUCGGCCUCGGCCAUGAAGCCAGCCACCGUGGUGCACAUCCUGCUGGCAGCGACGCUCGUUCUUCGUUCGCUAGAUGAAGUGACCGGAUUACCGGAAUCGGGCCGAUUCAACUGCGGAAACGGCAAGAUCGUGUGGGCCGCAUAUGUGUGCGACAACGAAGACGACUGCGGUAACAACGAGGACGAGAUGGGAUGUGCUUCAGGUCCCUACGGUUGCCUCGCAGGGGCCUACAUUUGUAGCGCCAAGAUACGCUGCAUUCCUGCGGAUAAGGUUUGCGACGGCGUCGACGACUGUGGCGACGCCGUCGACGGGAUGCCCUCCGACGAGAAGGACUGCGCGACAGCGACAGAGGCGACGACCGCUGCCACUAGUGCAGCGACGACGUCCGAGCCGACAACGCGGAGAACGACGCUCUCCACCGAUGAAGCCGAGCCCACCAGCACGACCGCGCCUACCGGCGGCUGCAACGGUGGAUUCCCGUGCCUCGACGGUCGGUGCCUACUUCCCGAACAAGUGUGCGACGGAAGGAGGGACUGCAGGGACGGCGCCGACGAGGGUCGCUUCUGCGAACUCCUCGGGCGCGGGAUGCGACAGCGACAGCAACUGCAGCAGCAACAGCAGCAGCAACCGCAGCAGCAGCAACAACAGCAGCAGCAGCAACAACAGCAGCAACAGCAGCAGAGCCGACACGGCUGGCUGGUUGACUUCCGCAUGCAGCUCCGCAUGCUCUUCCAGCCGUGGUUGAAUUCUUCCGACGUAAUAAGCAGGGAAUGAAGCAGGAGAGACGCGCGGUGCGACUACAUGUGCGAUCUAUAUGUGUGCGCAACACGACACGACACGGCUGGAGGAUGGUUAGCAACCUCGGAUUGAGCCAGAAACUUGAAUAGUCUUAUACGACUGACUGUGUACACCGGAUCGGACGCCGAAUCGUGUACACUACCUAUAUUGCACGUUGCUUUCGGCAAGCGGUUGUUAAGGCAAGCAUCCGUUACGACACCGGUGGCGCGUCGAAAAGAUGGCUACUACAACUGUUGGAACGUCUUGGAAAGUUGUUGGGUGCAGUUUUCAAUAUAUGUGGCUCAAGUAACGUAUUCUGCGAGGGCUGCGCAACACGUUCGUGGAUGUAGUCGUACCACGAUGGCUGUCUGCCCUCGUGUUACCGAGGAAAUUCGAGGCUUCAUUUUUUCUCCUUAAUUUCUUGCGUCGCGACAUAGCUAACCCUUUUUAUUUUUAUACUUCAUGUACUGUUGCAUGCUUGUGAGCAAUAUCCUGCGUCGUCAAUUCUCUUGGACUGUCUAAUCUACGGCGUGCUCGAGAACAAUUCGGUGAUCGUAAGAUGAGUUUUUGUGAACUGUGGAAUGCCCAUGUACUUUCUGUGCGACAAAAAUGCGAUGUCUUCCCUUACCUGCAGACUUAGGUCAACUGAUAGAUAUGCGGGGUGUAGCGAUUUACGACGACAAUCAUCCUAUGCCUCGUUCCCGCCAAAGCCUUGCCGCUGAAUUCGAUAUAUUGCAGAAAUAAUUCAUGCUUGACGUUUGAUGACCACCGCCGUGCGUCAAUGCCUGUAUGGCGUUCUAUGGUUGAGCACGUGAUCAGCGGUUCGAUUCCCCACCCAUCGGUUGGUAUUUCAAUACGUUGGCUGGAGUGCGAAAAUUCUCGUGCAUUGAGACUCUGCAAAUAGGGAAAAAAAAAUUAUCUUCGAUACCCCCCCCCCCCCUUCUCUAACACGCUUGCGCAUGCUUAAUGGGACACUUAUUCUGUUAAAACCUGCUUGUCCUUUCCUGUCCUGCAUCCUAUCUGUCCCCUGAAAGAGGUCUCUUGAUCGCUAUCAGGGAAAUCUAGCCUUCGCCCUGUUAUCAUUCAGGAACUGCGCGUCUGUACGGCGCACUUGUAUAACCAAUCGCCGCUAUCCGCAGCAGCAGCGCGACGUCCAUCUUCGUGGAUGUCUUCUAAGAAUAUCCUCGCUCACCUCAGGCGACAGCUGUCUCGACUAUAGUCCCUAAUGGGUCAGGGGAUCUUGUAACUUUUAUUAUUUUGCAAGCAGCUCAUGGAAUCUCACAUAUAUAAGUUGAAACGACGACGAAGAGUCCUGAAGACGUUUCUGCGUCCGCGCUCGGGCUUUACUCGACGCAGAAUUAGGACAGAAGGUUGAAUGGCCUUGCGAAAACUCGGGACACCUUGCGGAAGCCCUCCUGUCCGCGGUUGCUUUCAGCGCCCUGUCGUUAUUGCUAGCUGCCCUUACAUUCUACGAUGCUGGCUGCUGUACUCUCCUGGUGCACUCUAGAGGGGGGUCACCUAAGUUGAUGUGAUAAAAAAAAAGAAGGUACGUUUUAUUGCAGUGUUCCCUUUCCUUGCUCCCUCUAAACGGAACUUUCAUUUGCGAAAAUCGAGCAGUUCUAAACUGUGCAGUAGAGGACUCCGAAAUAUUGUAAAGUGAAAAAUAAAAUGUGAGUGGUUGGUACGUUAGCGCAACUUCCCGUCCUUACCGCUCGGUUGCCUGGCUAGGGCGGGCAUUUUUUUCCCCCAUUUGAAGAAGCCGUUGCGUUCCUUCAAUGACGCCUUCAUUUUGUGUGUUCGUGCUCACAAAAGAAUUACGCCAACAGUGACGUGGUGUAAAUGUGUGUGGGGGGGGGGGGGAUGUAAUGUCACAAUGCAGCGUCGUGACUCCAAAUGGUAUAGAGUGGAUGUGCGAUGCGGUAGACUUAACUGUCCUUCUGUGCUCUUCUUUAAGAAUCCCCAGUGCUCUUUAGCAUCGAACUUCAAUGUUUCCCUCACCUGUACCAUAAAAAAAAAAAGCAGCAACCGACGCCGAGAACUGGCUCCAAUAUUCCGUUGUAUACGUCGCGUGUGGCUCUUGGUGAUGCUUAAGCCAAUAAUGUAGGAUAAAAAUAAAAUGCACAGAUGUAUACGGCAAGCGGGAACCGUACAUGUUACUUGCUUUUUGUAAAACUGUUUGACUCUUUGUGUACAACUGCGUUAGAUACCAACUUCGGAAAGCGCUUGGAUGUAGUUCCUGUGUAUAGCGUUGCAACUGCAGUAAAAUAUGAAAGUUGGAAUCGUUGUUUCACUGGAAAUAAAUCAUGCAGUUUGUCCAAGUGAGCUUUUUUGUUUCGGUUUCUUUAUUUUGUGACGGGCGAGGGAGAGGGACGCCGUCAAGCUAUGGCGCCUUCCCCUAUCCUGCCCCCCUUUCCACCCCACAAGCGGGAUUAGGGUGGCUAGAAUGGGGAGGGGGGACACUUGCUGAAGGCCUUGACAAUUCUAGCCACCCUAGCGGGAUUCUGCGCACGCCUAUGAUUGGAUUUGUCGGAUGUUCAUGGUUGUACCUUUGCCGUUCAUGUGGCUUCGUUUGCGACGCCGUAUGUGCUUUAAUUGUCCUACAUUCCGCAGAAAAUAUAAAUUUUAACAGCGGAGCUGCUUAUGCCGAGGGUAAUCUGUCUGUCGUAGACAGAACUGUGGGCCGAUCCUGGAGGUAGUUCAGAAAGUGUCCAAGCGCAAUGGCACGUACCCCUGUGAACUAGCGAAGCUGAGCCUGGCUAAGUCUAGCUAACAUGGUUGGGACUACUUAAGCUUGGUCAGUAAUCGAUAGCCAAUCAAUAGCUAAUCGAUCAAUAAUCAAUAUAUUCCGGAAAACACUUGGGGUGACUUGGUAGUGCUUAGCCUAGCCCAACUACGUGGCCAGUAGCUUGCGAUAACCUAUCGAUAGCCAAUCAAUAGCUAAUCGAUAAUCGAUCAAUACUCAAUAAAUUCCGGAAGCCGGGGAUGACUUGGUAGUUCUUAGCCUAGCCCCAAAAUCCAGGACUAGCUAGGUGCCCAUCAGUUACGCUGUCUCUUUAACAUUGCGCCUCCAGUGCAAGCUUAUCGCUAUUCUUUUUCUCCUUAAUUUCUUGCGUCGUGAGACAGCUAAGCUUAUGUUUUUUUUCGCUGCAAAAUAUAAUAUAUAAAUAUAAUUCAUUAAUAGAAAUGCAUUGGCGUUCCAGUUACUUUUGUGCUUCAGUGCAUAAAACGAUUUUUUGUUGAGAAAGUAACUGGAACGCCAAUGCAUUUCUCCGCAAAGUUCGGGAAUUAAUAUCUCGAAACUGGUGUCAUCCUGAGAAUUCGUUCCGAGUGGGAUCCGCCUUGCGAACUCUGCGGCUAGAAUUUCUAAAUUGCAGUAUGGGCCAUAGUGUAAUUACCUAAAAGUUUAAUUAGUCAAUCUUUUUAAUUAGUCGAUUAUGCAUUUCAAUUUUCUCCGCAAAUAAUGCCCGCAUCUUCGAGUAGACCAGCUCAUGAGACUAGAAUUGUGCUAUCUGCUACAGGCAACCUUUAAAUUUUUUUUAAGUGUUCGCUGAAACAUCCUGCAUAUAUAUAGCUCCACUCAACGAUGAAACUUAUGACGCAUUCGACUGGUCACUUUCGAGCGCUCUACACUUACAGCGCUCUCGCGAUGCAGUUAACGUUCGGCUGGUAGAAAAUGAGCUCUUCCACCACAUUCGCGUUAAUUCGGAGUCGUUCAGAACGCCUUGCUCCAGCUCGCGGAGCGCUCGGAGCCACUCUGGCCUUCGAGCUGUGAGCGCGACCGCGAGAUCCGACAGAAUCUCGAUCACGCGGCUUCUCCGCGAUUGCCCUGAUCAACUGAACGUUCGGCGGGAGCAGCCUUUCUGUGGCUCCAAUCUCGACCGAGCUCAUCCGCGUCGCUGCAAACAGAGUUGGAGCGUGGCAGGUUAUCAGGCGAAAGCACCAUUACUCGCCAAAAAGAGGUUCCAGCUUGUUUCUACAUAACGCCGUCUCCCGUGAGGUGUGACGCGCCGCAUGUAAAACAGGGCGCCGCAUCACAGCGUUUACCUUGAUGCGUUGGGAAGGGCGUCGGGCCAUUGACGAAAUUACGUAUACUCGCUGCUAUAUAUUGUACCUAUAGGAGAACGCGUACGAUCUCGCCAGUUCCAAGGUUCGCUAGCGGAAAUCGCCGUACUGCGGCGUAGCGGCAUCGUGCACUGACGGCCGGCGCGCACGGUCGAAACCAGUUGCAAGCCCGUGAAUCCUGCUUGAGACGAACGUGACGUCAUCUGUAGGAAGUCCGCGACACCCACUAGUUGCACGGGCACACCAACCGCAGUUAAGCUGAACCUCAAUUGCGGCCUCCCGCAGCGACGUGCAGCUACGAGGAAAAGUUGACCACGGUUAACGCGAUGACAGCACUUCAAUUAUUCGCGUAAUGUUGCAUAAGUAGACCAUACUUUAAGUGAGAUUCAGCUUAACCGCGAUUAACGCGCUCAUCUAACAGAGUACGCGCGGCUCCCUGGCGACGCCUCGCGCGUUCACGUCUUCUUGCAACGUCAUCGUCAGCCUUCCUGUAACUGUCAUGUCACGUGGCGCGUAAGUCUGGAAGUUAUCGAGAAACUCUCGGCGCCGCUCGGCACCCGACGGCUGGACGUACACAGAGCACCAGAUUUUCUUUCCUUGCUCGCGUACUGUUGGUGUUACAAAAGCAUGAAAAACAAGCGACAACACGCAGAGGGGAUAGACGGAGUCGGCGUGUACAGAGGUUAACACACUUCUCCAUAGAACGUGCGAACCACGUUCUUAGGGCAGCGCUGGCGAUAUAUCUGAAGAUGACGACACGUGGCACAAAAUAGGCUGCAGUGUGUGAGGUUUGCGUGACAACGUUUACAGUUUCCAUUGAUUUCUUUCGACCUGGUGGUCGGCUUAAGCUUUGGUGGCAGCUUUGGCCGUCAAGAAUGUGUUCUAUAGACAAGUGUGUUGACCUCUGUACGUGCUAUACAUAGCGCGGGCGGCAUCCAAUAUCGAGGCCGCGUGCGACGCACUUCCACAACUCUUAUCUCGGACGUGGCCGAAGUGUUCGCGUGGAGCCGCUCACGUACGCUGCUUCGUUUGGCACGGAGACCGCUAGAGCCGCUAUACGGGGUCCGUACAUAAUCUUAUCGCACGGGCAUAAAACGAACCGAGGCCAUUCGUCUUUCAUUGACUCAUCAGCGGCGGAAUCGCAGUGCGGUCGUUUUUCUUUAUUUAUUUUAUUUAUUUUUUUCGCUGAGUAACGAGAAACCGCGAAGCAUGCGUUAUGAGUAUGACUCGGCGAUCAACGUUUACGCAGUCUCGAUCCCUUUUGCGUUAUAGUAGAAACAUCCUUCACGAAAAGAGGGACGCUUACUUGGAUGGUCAGCUGAAGAUUGUUAGUCCGGCUAAUCGCCUGCCUUGCUAGCUGCUCCAGGUUGUCCGGGUGAGGGCUACACGGUGAUCGCACAAGCACACAAACAGCAGGUAUACACACCCGACAGCGAAACUAUACGGACCGCAGGAUCGCUGAUUGAUUGAGCAACUUUAUGGAGAGUCCUGCGAACUUAAUUCGGGGCAGGCCUCAGCCCCGGCCUUAGUUGAAAAUCGCUGCAAAAAAUCAGACGUGCAAACUGAAAUUGGCUGGUGCAUUGGAGAGUUACAAUGCGAAAUUUUGACCGUUUUUCUCCAUUUCAAUUGACAGUCAUAGGUGGAGAAAGAAAAAAUCAGCUUUGUCGCGUAAUCCCUGGUCCGAAUAAUUUUGCCCAGUGGAUCCCACCCAUUUGAUGCACACAUACACGAUAAAGAUAUUCACAAACGUCUGAGGACCUGUAGGGCUUAUAAAUGCCGGCAGCGCUACCGUAGCUUGCAAUGCGCGGGUGGUGCUUCCCCAUAUAAACCAAAAAUGUCACUCCAGCUCUAAGUUCCAGCCGCGCUGCAACUUUCGUAGUACGGCCUUGCAGAGGUUGUCUGUCUGUCUCUUAAUUAUGCAUAACGGCUGCGCAGUCCCAUAGAACAUGUUACAAAUCCUCAGGAACGUUACAAUGGGAGCGCAUCGGCGAAUCAACCCACUGAAAUUUUGCAUUUAGACUAGUUCGCGUAGACCACGUUGAGUCAAAAGAAGAUGUACAACCUAUGCCACGCGCGGAUUGAUUAAAACUAUUAUGUCCCCCAUUGCUUGGUGCUUUUAAAAGACCUUGCAGCCGUUAUCUUUGAUAGUCUCGCACAUAUUUAGCUCGUGAAUGCGCACUGCGAUGAACUAAAAAAUGGAACACAUAAGCAGUAGUCAGGUCAACAUAGCUUCAGCAUUUCGUCAACUUAAUUGGUAAAAUGACACAUAAGAUGGGUUAAACAGAGGCUUUGACAGAAGUCCUUCUCCAGCUCGUCAUGACAAAAUUUAACAGCAAUCAGGAGUGGAAUACUAAUUAGGUGUUCUCCUUAUAAAGGGAGCAUACUGUAGGAUUGAUAACAACCGUGGUGUUUCAGUGGCUGUGGCGUUCUGCGGACGAGCACGAGGUCGGGGUUUCGAUUCUCACUUAAGCACAUGCCACCCAAUCUGCGGCGAAAAGAAGCACUCUUCACGUUUUGCUCACAGAAGCGCGUCAGUCGGUGUGUGCGUGCGGCCACUGCCCGAGUACAAGCUCUGGAUGGCGUCCGAUGACGUCUAAGGACUUCAGUCACAUUGAGGCAUCUGUAACAUACUUGUCUGGCACCUGAAAGAACUGUCAAAGGAUUCCUGCGAAUAAGUUUUUUGCGUACUUUUCGGUAAACCAUCAACCGGAAGUAUGCUGGAUAAAAAAAAAAUAAUAAGCGUCAUGUCGCUCGGUUGAUUGUUCCGCUAAAUCAGCUAGAGUUCGGUCCAACUGAUGCAGGAUGCGAUGUUACUAACGUUCUUUGUCAAUGAGAGAGAGAGAGAGAGAAUAAACUUUAAUCGAAAGAGCACGCGAGCGUAGGUAGCUCCUCCGCUCUGCAGUGGGUGGUCACCUCAGUCCAGGAGUCCAGCGGCCUUAGCUGCCCUUCUCGCUCGGUUUACCAGGUUGAGCUGCUCCGUCGAGUCGGAGCUGGAGUCGAGUCGGAGCAGUCAGCGCUGCCUCCCAUUGCCGUGUGGUGGGGUGUGAUAUGGGUGUGAGCUGUGGUGUGUUUGCGCAAGCCCAUACCAUGUGGUAAAGCGUUGCACAUUGAUCACAGUGUGGACAUUUAUAGGAAUACAGCGCAGGGUGUAUGGCGUGUUAAAGUUCUGGACUGAGGGGACCACCCACUGCAGGGCGGAGGAGCUACCUACGCUCGUGUCCUCUUUAGCAUAAAGUUCAUUCUCUCUCUCAACAUUUUUUUUUUCAAUGAGAGGAACGUGGCUUCAACUGCAAUAUCGUAUUAUGCGCUAUAAUAUUUGAACUAAAAUGCAACCUUCUAUUGUAUUUGGAUUAGUUUCUCGUGAGUAUUGUUGAAAAGGGUGCGCUUGGAAUGUGUCUCGGAUGCUAUCGCAUCGUCUGCCGUGGCUUGUUGGUAAUACGUCACAUAUGGCGUAUUACCAACAUACAUGACAUGCGCCCAUAGAACGCGCUGCACUCCGACAUAUGACAGGGUGCAGACUUACUGUAAACGUAGUGUCAAUUGGACGUGAGCUCUGAACGUUUUGCUUGGCGAGAGGGUCCAUAAGAGAAGGCUCCUUUUGCGUUCAUUUCCGAAGGACCUCCACAUCAUGAUGACGAUGACGAUCCCCCCCAAACUGGCACAAAAUUACUGUGGGGCAUAGACUGAGAAACUGCCGGUAUUACGAGAACUGAAAGAUAAUAUACUAUGACCGCAGUUCAUAACUUUCCACAUUCGUAUCUGUACUUAUCAUCACCAUUGUAUGCGUUGUCGUCAUCUCUAAAAGGUACUCGGAAGUGGUGGCGGUGCGUAACCUGUCCCUCAACAGUUUCGCAUGUUACAUAAGGUGCUGUCUCACAAUAUGAAAGGCACAAAAUAUUAUCACGAGCGAACAUGUUUUUUUUUCCCUUCGGGCAUGACCCGUCCUCCUUGACACACUUCUCAAUCGUUGUUUCGCGCGAAACCGUUAUCUUUGCCGAAUUGCUCGACGGCGUGACGCUGCUAUAAUACGGGGCAGGGGCAGGGGCAGCGUGAGCUGCUAUCGUGAAGCGGCCAAACUGAUUGUCAGGAACGCGCGUCUGUUAUCACCAGAAGAGCAAGCAGGAGAGAAGCGCGGUCCAAACAACAAUGCAGGGUAGAUUGACAACCGCAUUUAGUGAGGAUUCUUUUCGUUCCAUUCUGUUCGUUCAUUUCAUAUCAUAUCCGUCACACCGAGUGUACCUGAUCUUAGUGAUAACGGCGGGUUGACGGCGUGCGAGCCAAUGGCGAAGGGGCAGUAAGGAUGAAAAAGGAAGCGUUACAAAAUGCUGUUCCAGGUCGCGCUGGAGCAGCGAGUCCAUUCUUCCUCUUGUUUGGCCGCGACCCUACGCUACCUUUCGACACCCUUAUGCCUGAUAGCCCGCAUUUCAGAUCAGAGUACGCCCGGGACGCCAUACUCCAGGAACAAGACCAUUCACGAAACUACAACACCCUUCCUGAACCAUGUCGCGUUCCGAGACGCAGUCGCACACGUAAAAUACACAAAUCAGUCGGCACAGCCUACUGGUCGCUCCUACGCUGGUCCAAAUCUAGCAUAUUGAACUCCCCCUGCAUAUUUGCAGCGAACCGAAAGAUUCCCUUCGUUAAGCUGCAGUAGAAUAUGAGGUAAACCAGUUAGUAAGGACAUUAAGAAGUGAAAAUGUGCUGGGCUAGUUGCUGCAUUGCUCAUGAAACGCUAGAAUCCAGGACGAACAAUACGAACAUGAAAGGACUACACAGAAGAAAACCCUGUCUGUGAGCGUGCCUCUCUCUCUCUUUUGUUGAGAUAGAGAAUAAACUUUAUGCAAAAGAGGACACGAGGGUAGGUAGCUCCUCCGCUCUGCAGUGCGUGGUCCCCUCAGUCCAGGAGUCCAGCGGCCUUAGCUGCCCUUCUCGCUCGGUUGACCAGGUUGAGCUGGUCCGUCGAGUCGGAGCUGGACAGCGCUGCCUGCCAUUGCCGUGUGGUGGGGUGUGUUA